This is a messenger RNA of Xylaria bambusicola, 432 nucleotides long. RefSeq lists its product as uncharacterized. NCBI's taxonomy places the organism in Eukaryota, Fungi, Ascomycota, Sordariomycetes, Xylariales, Xylariaceae. Bases 1 to 432 code for a protein of 143 amino acids. The record is from RefSeq and is a predicted model, not a curated record. The transcript is spliced from 2 exons.
AUGUACCUCUCGCUGCUAUUCUCCCUCUUCAUCAUCUUCAACCCAAGCCUCUCCCAACCAUCCAACUUCUGGCUUACGUACAUGAAAUUUGACAGCUACGACCCCCAAUACCGGCAUCAAGCCGGCGGCGUCUUCACAACUCCACAAGGGCUACCCAGCUGGCAAUGUGACGAGGCGACAUACGACUCGGGCAUCUGGCCCGACAGAGACGACGUGAGCGGCGAUAAGCUAGGGGUGCGCUUCGAUCCUAGCGACGACGUCGGGUUCCCGUUGUACCGGGACCCGCUCGAGGUUGUUGAGUUCAACACGGGGAAGUUCUGGCCAGGUCAUCAGACCAUUUACUCCGAUCGCGACUACAGCAUGUACGAUCUGCAUAACCAGAAGACAGCGCAAUGUUACGGUGAGCAGUUCACAUUCUCUAUUGCGUGUUAA